AUGUCCGCUCAGGAGGGUACCAAUCCCAAAGCCUCCCAUAAUCGGGUCUCUGUUUUUCCUAGGUCCGACGCCCGUUUGAAGCGGCCUCUAGCAGAACCUGAAUCGACAGUCCAAGGAACCAAACAGGGUGCGCUUAAACUGCAGAAGCAGCGUCAGGGGGCUUUCACUGCACUGUCAAAGACAGCUUGCAACCCUUGGGGUCGAUAUCGAAAGAGCUUCAAGAUAAACCAGGCAGGACGGGGAUGGGUUGUUCAUGCGAACAACAACACAUUCUCGGAGGCUAUUAUUAAAGAGGUGAAAACCACCAAAUCAGAGCUAUCAAGAGUGAUCACAAGCCCCCAUAAAAACUUUGUUGAACUACAAGAGGCAAUAUAUUACGAGGGCGCCAUAUUUCUGGUCUAUGAGAUCAUGGAUGUUUCCUUAGGUCAAAUUUUCAGCUCACCCCUUGGUCGCCUUCAGCUUUUUGAAGUGGCGGCCUUUUCACGGGAGAUUUUGGCAGGCCUCGAGCAUAUUCACAAACGUCUGAAGAUAACCCAUGGAGAUAUAUCAUCGAGCUCUAUUCUUCUGUCAGUAACGGGUGCCGUCAAGAUAGGAAAUCUAGGAACCUCCAUGCUUCAAAAUAACGAUAUUAGGGACUCACAAAGUGACAUUGAGUCUGUCGGCAACAUAAUCAUUGAAUGCCUUGAGCCGAGUACAUUCUUGCGAAAAGUUGGCUCUCUCGUGUCUGACUGGGGAUCUAACGCUAUGAAUUUUGUUGAGUCUACCAGAACACAGCCUGCCAGUCAACUCCUGAAAGUCAGUUUUCCUUCUUCGGUAUCCUAA
Penicillium arizonense is the source of this 822-nucleotide messenger RNA. RefSeq lists its product as uncharacterized. Gene Ontology annotation, molecular function: protein serine/threonine kinase activity; ATP binding. Gene Ontology annotation, cellular component: cytoplasm. The coding region runs from base 1 to 822 and encodes 273 amino acids. The record is from RefSeq and is a predicted model, not a curated record. The transcript has 2 exons. Gene Ontology annotation, biological process: protein phosphorylation. Lineage: Eukaryota; Fungi; Ascomycota; Eurotiomycetes; Eurotiales; Aspergillaceae.